AGAUGGAGAAACUACUGUUCCCAGCAUGCUAACAACUCACGGAAAAAUGUCACGCCUUUCAAACAUCUUUAUUCUUGACCGGCCAGCCUUAAAACAAGAGGCGGCACCGUUUUCAAUGGAGCCGAUGCCAAAAUAGGAAAAAGAGGCUAGCGGUGUUCUCUUGGGGAGAGACGGGUUCCGACAGGGGACUGCGCGCAGGAUGUGUGCCGCCGGGGCGAAGCCAGUUCUAUAUACCUAUUUCAGAAGUUCCUGCUCUUGGAGGGUGCGAAUUGCGCUGGCUCUGAAAGGAAUUGCCUAUGAUCAGACACCUGUAAAUCUGGUGAAGGAUGGAGGGCAACAGCUAUCUUCUGAAUUCCAAGCAAUGAAUCCAAUGCAACAAGUCCCCGUCCUCAAAAUAGAUGGUGUUACCCUGUUACAGUCUUUGGCCAUAAUAGAGUAUCUGGAGGAGACACGGCCAAACCCAAGGAUCCUGCCUCAAGAUCCAAAGAAAAGAGCUCAGGUCCGGAUGAUCUCAGAUCACAUUGCUUCUGGAAUCCAACCCUUGCAGAAUUUAAGUGUCCUGCAGCAAAUGGGAGAAAAAAAACUAGACUGGGCACAGCACUGUAUUUCUCGUGGCUUCAAAGCUCUGGAGCAGAUCCUGCAGGACACCGCUGGAAGAUACUGUGUUGGGAAUGAGGUGACCAUGGCUGACUUAUGCUUGGUUCCCCAAGUAUACAAUGCAGAGAGAUAUAAAGUAGAUCUUACUCCAUACCCCACAAUAAGCAGAAUCAACAAAGCUCUUCUGGAAUUAGAAGCAUUCCAGACCAGUCACCCAUCCCGGCAGCCAGAUACCCCUCCAGAAUUCAAAGCCUAAAGGCUUCUCAACUACUGCAGGGGAAUCCAGCAGUUUGCCUGGAAGAGGAUCGUCCCUUGGAGAACAUGCAGAAAAGACCAAAAAUUGAAUGUUUUUCUCUGCCAGCUUCUGAAGAAACAGGACCAGAGGAAAAGAGAUGAGCGGCAGUAGCAUAAUACACAACUACAGAAAAAACAGUCUCUUCUUGAUCAUGUUUAGUAACUGCAAAUGGCAUCAUGAAGUGGGUAAACUCUAUGGAUCAAUUGAUACCAUCCUGCUUGCUGCAUUAUUGAUGGCAAAGGAUGCUUUUUUGAAAGAUGGCAUGUUCUUGGAUACUGUAUGUCAUUCCUUAUCUAAAGUUGUGUGAUAAAGUAGAAAGAAGCAGUGGGGAAUAAUCAAAAGGGUAUAAAUUAAAGAUUAUAAAUGAAAGUUAUACCUCCACUACCCAGUAAAAAUGCAUGAAUGAAGUAAAGCAACUACACAAUA
Pogona vitticeps (central bearded dragon) is the source of this 1318-nucleotide messenger RNA. NCBI's taxonomy places the organism in Eukaryota, Metazoa, Chordata, Lepidosauria, Squamata, Agamidae. The record is from RefSeq and is a predicted model, not a curated record.